Molecule: messenger RNA, 752 nt
Organism: Polistes canadensis
Lineage: Eukaryota; Metazoa; Arthropoda; Insecta; Hymenoptera; Vespidae
Product: protein enabled homolog
Exons: 1
Coding region: 50-664 (204 amino acids)
Source: RefSeq, a predicted model, not a curated record
AAGGGUGGGAGGGAGGAAAGAGGAGGAAGAGGAAGAGGAAGAGGGGGAGAUGCAAGGAGCAUUAGAAACCGUCAAACAAAUCGUCGAAUUCGAGGAGCUAGUUUCACGGCUCGAUCGAAUUAACGACGUUGUCCUUCGGCCAUCUUCCUUGUCUCCAACCCCACCUCCACCACCCCCACCCUAUCCACCACCACCCACCCCGCCGCCUCUUCCACCUAGACCUACUCCUCCAACACCUCCCCCUCCUGCCCCUUCCUCAUCACCAUCAUUGUUUCCAAAUAAUUGUUGUUGUUGUUGUUGUCGUUCAUCUUCCCCAUCCUCUUUGAAUUCUUCCUCCUAUAAUUUCCUUUCGAAUAUUAAAGAUAAAGGGAUUGUUAAUAAUAAUAAUAAUAAUAAUAAUAAUAAUAAUAAUAAUAAUAAUCGGCAAAGUGUUCGAGUACAUAUCGGUAUCGACGAUGAUCUACGAAUGAUAUUAGAAAUGGAUCCAUCUAUCGUCGACAGGAUACCACCACCACCACCACCACCACCACCACCACCAUCAUCAUCAUCAUCAUCAUCAUCACCACUACCACCAACCGUCAUAUUACCGAACAAUCACUCUGCCAACAUUUCUACUUUACCGAGAGCAGCAAUGCGUGUUACUCGACCGCAAGGCUGGUACUGAACUGAUCCGAGAAUUAUUUACUACUACUACUAUUACUAUUAUUAUUACUAAAUCAUCUAACACCUCCUCUUAACGUUUUAAUACUAAC